AUGACACCUGGGCCCGGCCCCGCUCCUCACCCGCAGCGCCGCAAAACCGCCCAAAAAUCCACGAGCAAGGAGACUCCGAGCCAGGGAGCCGAGGGGAGCGGGAGCUCCAAGGGACGGAAAAGCGCUUUAAAGGCAACAAAGGCACCUGCAGAGCCCCCCGAGAGUAGAAAUGGCCUCGGUGACCUGGGCCAGCGCGGGGGAAGAGACAAAUCCAGGGCAGGAGAGGAGCGGGGGCGCCUGGAAGUUGGGGUGGGAUCUGAACCCCCCGUGUCUGCCUCGCAUCCCAGGAACCUCCUCCGUCUGUCACUGACGGAGGCGUUGGGAGCUCACGGCCGGGGAACAGCCAGAGAUGAGCUCAGCAGCCUGCAGAGGCCGCGGGACAGCGGGGAGCAGCUGCAGGGAGCCCCCGAGCCCACCCUGAACCUGGGCACAGCCCCGCAGCUGGCUCUGCUCCGCACCCCCAAGAUCCAGCCCCCCUGCUCGGCCCAGGCCUCUGGCUUAGAGUGGUUUCCAGAGCUGUAUCCUGAUUAUGAAGGGCUGAGGAUUUUCCCAGGGAAGCGUUUCCACGAGGAUGUGAGGAUGGCUGCUGAGGCACCCCAGGGUGCUUUCACACAGGGCCAGCAAGGUCCCCUCUGGGAGAGGCCCCUGAUGGAGGUGAGGCUGGGGGAGCUGCACACCUGGAUCAGCACCUGCAACUUCUCUCCCCAGGGGCUGCUGGGAGCAGUGCAGAGAGCCUGGAGCAGUUACUGUGCCAAAUACAUCCACGUGAGGCAGGGGGGACCUGCUGGAAUCUCCAUGCUCCUGGCUGGGUACUGCCUGCUCAGCUAUGGCUGGAACUAUCAGCACCUCAAGCGGCACCGCUGGCGAAAAUAUCACUGAAGGAGCUGGAGCAGCAGCCAGGGAACAGCCACAGCUCUUUGGGAGGCUGCAGAGCAACCAGGACCAGGAUCCCAGCAGGAAUUGGCAGCUGCAGGGGCCUGGCUGGGGCUGGAGCUGAGGAGGGGCUGCGUUGCAGGUCAGCUGGUGUAGCAGGGAGGUGACAGGGACGGCCUGUGCUCACCUCUCCAUGCCUCAGGCAGCUUUGAGUAGUGAAAUGAAGAAGCAUUAGAGGCACCCUGAGAGAUCUCCAGGACAGCUCCUGGAGGCUGCAGAGUCCCAGAUCCCUUCUUUGGGACAUGGGACAACCCCUCAUGAGUUGUCAUUAGAGAUGAUUUGACAAUUCUGCUGUAGCUGAGUGUUGUAGCAGGGUGAGCUUCAACCCCAGUACUCAUUCCCUUCAAAUUCAGAGCUGUGCCUGGCCCAGCCCAGUUUGUACUCACCCCUGGUACUGGUGGGACUGGCCAGGACCUGUGUGAAGGCGCUGGAGUAGCAGCUCAGACCACAGCGCCCUAAUUCUGGGGAAGAAAACUCCAAGGGAUGAGCUGUUGUGCCCAGAGGGCAAACCCGUGCCUGCAGCAGACAAAGCAGGACAGUCAGGAGUGCUAGUUGGAGCCUGCCAUCCCCAGACAUGUCUGGGAAAGGGUUGGUCACGUUGCAGGCACGAAGGGCAAAAAGAAAAGCCAAGAAUUAAAAGUCUGAGCUCUUUAUUCUGCUGAGUGCAGUAGUGCCGUGCACAGAGGUGUUGCACCAAAAACUCUCUCACCAGCGAUAAAAACCUGUGUGGAUUUUC
Messenger RNA from Cyanistes caeruleus (blue tit), 1669 nucleotides. RefSeq names its product mitochondrial nucleoid associated protein 1 (gene MTNAP1). The record is from RefSeq and is a predicted model, not a curated record. Lineage: Eukaryota; Metazoa; Chordata; Aves; Passeriformes; Paridae.